Messenger RNA from Vitrella brassicaformis, 564 nucleotides. Lineage: Eukaryota; Vitrellaceae. The record is from the annotation of a GenBank genome assembly.
GUUCUCGAGCCGGCAUUUCUGGCGGUGCUGCUGAUCUUCUCAGGCGUCCCCUCUCAUGCACCUCACGACUCGACUGCAACUUUGACAGGCGCUCCAAGAUGCUUGGUUUGUGGCUUCUCGCCCUGGCUGCCGUCCUGGUGCUAGCACGGUGCUUCCCAACCAUUGCUGACACAAUCAGCUUGAAGCAGGUCAGUCAGGGCAGAUACAUACGUGCCUUACAGGUCUUUCGACUGUUGUUCUCUCUGAGACCCUCUCUGAGCUGUGUGUGUUGUGGCUUGGCUGCAGCAUGUGCACGGUGAUGGCGCCUCGUUCGUCAACGCGCCGCUGGUUCGUUGCAGCAUGACUCCUCCUUCCCGCCCUCCACUCCCAAACACACAUGGUGGCACGGGGCCACCUCCGCUCGCAGCUUUCCGCUCUGGGAUGCCAUUCUCCUCCGCCGUGCUCUGCGAGGUAUUUGGCGCGGACGGGAAACGCCGCAGCAACAUGCCCUUCUCGGUCCGGGUGACCGCAUCCACGACAAUCGAGCAGUUCGAGAAGGGAGCGCAGCAGUCUUAUCCCAGAUAA